Molecule: messenger RNA, 783 nt
Organism: Micromonas pusilla CCMP1545
Lineage: Eukaryota; Viridiplantae; Chlorophyta; Mamiellophyceae; Mamiellales; Mamiellaceae
Exons: 2
Biological process (GO): L-threonine metabolic process
Molecular function (GO): ATP binding; homoserine kinase activity
Source: RefSeq, a predicted model, not a curated record
GUCUCCGUCCCCGCGACGAGCGCGAACAUGGGCCCCGGGUUCGACUCCUUCGGCUUCGCGGUGGACCUCGAGAACGAGCUCAUCCUCGAGCGAGGCGAAUUCGUCGUGGACGUUGUCGGCGAGGGCGAAGACUCGCUGCCGCGCGACGAGUCGAACGCGAUCAUUCAAGCCGUGAAGGACGGGUUCAGCGCCAUCUACCCCGACCGCGAGCUCCCGAUCGAAAACAUCCGGUUCAAGAGCGUGAACCGCAUCCCGCCCGCGCGCGGGCUGGGGUCGUCGAGCGCGGCGCUCGUCUCCGGCCUCGCCGCGGGGCUCGCGCUCGCGGGGCAAGACCUCGCGGCGCCGCAGACGAAGCAGCUGCUGCUUCAGCUCGCCGCGGACUGCGAGGGGCACCCGGAUAACGUCGCGCCGGCGAUAUACGGCGGGUUCCAGGUGUCGAUCAACACCGGGAAGCAGUGGGUGACGCAGGCGGUGCGGCUUCCCGACGGCAUGCAAGCGAUCCUGUUCAUCCCAGAUUUCGAAUCGCUCACGUCCGAGACGCGCGCGGCGCUGCCGAAGGAGAUCCCCGUCGCGGACGCGGUGUAUAACAUCUCCCGCGCGGCGAUGCUCGUGAACAGCUUCAGCACCGGUAACUUGGAGGCGCUCAGGUACGCGUGUCAGGACGUGAUUCAUCAACCCGUACGAGGCGCGGCGUUUCCGCUCGCGGAGCUCAUCGACGCGGCGUACUCCAAGGGCGCGCACGGGGCGUUCCUCAGCGGCGCCGGGCCCACGGUGCUCGCGCUC